AUGGUUGCAGAACUACCCACCGAAAUUGUCAUAAUCGUUUUUGACUUCGCGGCAAGCUCAUCGACUAGCAGUGCAUAUAGUCUGAGUUUGGUAGCGUCCUGGACCAGAUUUCUCGCGGAACGGCGACUAUACUCGACCUUGUGUGGUGCACGGCCGGAACAACGCGACGUCAUCAGUCGGCUUAUGGGGGGAGAGGAGGAUACCUACCGCCGCCAGGCCGAAUAUGUUCGCGGUCUAUGGCUGGAGCCUGACGACCAAUAUUCCGGGCCAGACAUCCCGCAUCUGCUCCAGAUCUUUCCCAACUUGCGCAACGUGGCAUGCAACUGGUUGCGUUUUUUGCCGGGCACGGCAGAGGAGCCGGAAGCAGAAUCCGAUGCCAUCGCACGCCAGAAGGCUCGCCAGGCCGUACGAGGUGAACCUUUCCACUUGACGAUGAAGUGGCUCGCGGGCAACGGCAGGGAUCCUUUCAUUCUCGAUUCAGUCACUCAUCUGCGACUCCUGACGGAUCAUGGGCUGCCGCUGGUGUUCGAGAACGCAUUCGGACACGAUAUGGCGGCGCCCUUCGAAAGCCUUACCCACUUGGCCGUCGCCAACCACCACCGUGCCACCAACCCCGAUUUCCUUGCGAUUCGCAAGAGGCUUGGCCUCCAGAUGCUGGUGCUAGAGGAGGAUGACCGGUACAGCGGCGUCUUCGGACCAUUAGUAGAUUGGAUCAAGAAUGAACGCUUGCAAGAUAGCCACAUCUACAUUGUUCCUCGUCGUGGGGACAGAUGCGCUUUGCCCUGGGAGGCGGAUGCUCGUGGGGGAGUCAGCAUAUGGGAACGAGCAAGAGCGUUCACCGAACAGAUGGAACGAGAUGGGUGGAUUAUCGACUCACAAUGGCAGUCGCGGACAGGCGAUGAGUGGAAGACACUGCCCGGAAACGAGUCUUUGGGCUACACAGUCACGUCUCAGCUACCCUCGGUAAUCGGCGGAUGGGCAAAGAAGGCCUUUUCAUUUCGUAAAUAA
Messenger RNA from Punctularia strigosozonata HHB-11173 SS5, 1008 nucleotides. RefSeq lists its product as uncharacterized. Lineage: Eukaryota; Fungi; Basidiomycota; Agaricomycetes; Corticiales; Punctulariaceae. The coding region runs from base 1 to 1008 and encodes 335 amino acids. The record is from RefSeq and is a predicted model, not a curated record. The transcript has a single exon.